GUGUUUGCCUGCAGAACUGAAGGGAACUUCCUGCUGGGCGGGAAUGGACGGGUUCUGGCGUAACUUGCAGAUGGCCAGCCAGCAACUUGUCGGUACAGCAACUCCGGCGUUCGACCAGCCAUGCACUUCUGCUCUGCCACUGCAAACUGUCUGCCGUCUGCUUGGGAUAUGGGCAUCAGCUGCACCCUACGGGACCUCGCCCACCUGCCUAAACCCUGUCCCCUGUGUCCCAUCACACACCCUGUUGCUGGCGUGCCAGCGUGCCAAAAUGGGCCGGCAGAAGUGCAAGGUUUGGGCGCUCAAUCAUCCAAUGCUAUGUGUACAACCUUGAGGAUUCUGGGACAAAUUCCGCUAUUAUCAUUCAGGCUACCGCGAAAGAACAUAACCAUCAACACCGACAUCAACAGCGACCACGCACUGUGCAAUUCGCGACCGCUUUCAAACACCAGUUAGACAACCAAUUAUCUCAAAUACACUCUAGUAGCGAUGCGCGGCGCUGGAAAUGUCGUAAGGUUGAUUGGCGCGCAGUGCGGGCGCCACGCCGAGCGCGCUGCUGCCUGCGCUGUUGGAUCUGGCGCUUUGACAAAAGCUGCAUCAUCAUGGGCGAGCGCGGACGCGGCGGGAGCGGCAACAGGCAGUCGGGGCGCCAGGACUGAGGCCACGUCGACGGCAACGGCAGGGAUGGCCGCCUGGCUGUUGGCAGCGGGCGCCGCUGCGCAGACAGCUGCCUUGGCGGAUGCCCCUGCGGCGCAGCAGGCUGGCGGCCUGGCGGCGGCGGGCGGCCCCCCCGGCGAGCCUCAGACCAACCACCCUCUUGAGUACGACCCCGUCACCAACGAGCACACCGCCAAGAUGACGCUGGCCCGCACCGCCGCGCUCGAGCUUUACAACGCCGGCAAGUACGCGCAGGCCGAGGCCAAGUUCCGGGAGGCUGCGGCGGAGGCGGCUCUGGGCUUCCCCGCCGGUGACCCGCACAUCGCCUCCACCAAGAACAACCUGGCGGAGUUCCUGCGCAACACCGGCCGAUGGGACGAGGCAGAGGAGCUGUACAAGGAGGCGCUGGACCUGCUGGACGCCAACUACGGCCCCAAGCACUGGCUGUACGUGAGCGCGCUGCAGAACCUGGCGCUCAGCUACGAGGCGCGCGGCGACCUGCCCCAGGGCAUCGCCACCAUGGAGCGGGUGCUGGGGCUGAGGCUGGAGAUGUUCGGGCCGCGCCACUUCCUGUACGCUGACUCGCUGUUUGCGCUGGGCCACAUGCUGCGCAAGUCGGGCAGGGCGGCGGAGGGCGUGAAGCUCAUGAACGAGGCCGCACGCAUCCUGGAGGAGGCGGAGAAGGUGCAGGCCAACGUGGUGUUGUUCUGGCUGACGGAGAUCGCGGGCUGUCACGUGGGCGACGGCCGCCCUGACCUGGCGGUGGGGCCGCUACAGCGCGCGCUGGGACACAUGGCGUCGGAGAAGGGCGACGAGGCGGCGGCUGCGUCGGCGGUGAAUGAGCAGCUGAUUGACGUGUUGGUGGGCACUGGCCGCGUGGUCGAGGCGGUGGCAGCGGCGGAGUCGGCGCUGGCGGCGCGGCGCAAGCUGUUCGGCGACACGGCACUGGUAGUGGCGCAGAGCGAGCUACGGGUGGCGCAGCUCGAACUUCUGGAGGAGCACAUUCGCCAGCAGCGGCAAAAGGAGCCUGCGGCGGCUGAGGCAACGGCUCAGCCCGGCCCUUCGCUGCCGCUGCGGGCGCUGCAGCACACCGAGGCGGCCUCCCGCAUAGCCACCUUCACCGCCGACGAGUGCAGCCGCGGCACCAUGCUGGCCGGCCCGCCGUCCGACAAGGUGGUAAAGCGGUUGCGUGCGGCCCACACGCUCGGCAGCGCCGCCAAAAUGGUGGCCACACUGGCAGGUGUGGCAGACCCCGGUGCCGCCGUGCCGGCGCUGCCCGCCCCCGGUACCUCCGCGGCCGGGAAGGAGCCGGCCGCCGGUUCCUCCCCCUCCGCCAAGUCGUCCUCGUGGUGGCCCUUCGGCGGCCGGGCCAAGUCGGCUGCCAGCGAAGCUACGUCUAAGAAGGCGAAGCCGGUGGAGGCUGCGGCGCCUGCAGCUGCUAGCAGCGGCGGCGUGACGCUGUCCACGCAGCUGCCGGCUCUGGCGGCUCCGGUGGCGGAACUGCCGCUGGCGGACCGGCGGCUGGAGGAGGCGGCGGCGGCUCUGGCGGGCGCGGCGCAGGCGGGCAAGGAGCUCAUGCAGGCGGUGGCAGCGGGGCGCAAGCAGCUGCCCUCCGGCGUGAGCGGCGACGAGGUGGCCGGUCUGCUUGUGGAGGUGGCGCUGCAGCAGCUGGAUGUGCUGGAGCGGCUGGGGCUGGUGCUGCAGGCGCGCGUGGCGUCGGGGCAGCUGGGCGCGGGCGGCAGCGCGCCGGGGGCCGCCAACACCGACAUAGUGGCGCGGCACCGGCGCGUGCUGGAGCAGCAGGAGCGCGUGGCGGCGGAGCUGCUGGGGUGAUGUGUGUACCGAGCUGUUGCGAGGCGUAUUAGGCGGUGAAGAGCAGCUGGUGGUUGAUGGGGCAAGGCAUGAUGGAACGUGGGAUUGUCGGCA
This is a messenger RNA of Chlamydomonas reinhardtii, 2580 nucleotides long. RefSeq lists its product as uncharacterized. Gene Ontology annotation, molecular function: protein binding. The transcript has 11 exons. The coding region runs from base 487 to 2487 and encodes 666 amino acids. The record is from RefSeq and is a predicted model, not a curated record. NCBI's taxonomy places the organism in Eukaryota, Viridiplantae, Chlorophyta, Chlorophyceae, Chlamydomonadales, Chlamydomonadaceae.